UGAGCUUUGUGAGCCCCAGCCACUAUUCGAUGAAGAGACACGGCAUAAUUCAUGCACCAAGUUGCUAAGUUCUCAGCUGAGCCCCCUGCGUUCCUCAGUAAAGUGUAAAUAUUGUGUGCAGUGGGGUGAUUACAUCUUUGCUUUUGCCUAUCCUCUUCUCAGUCUCCAUGUGUCCAAAGGAAGAGUUGUCUCCCCUCCAAGAUCCACAGAGGAUGGGGUGCAGGCUUUGGGAUGGGACACCCGGACCCAGAUUCCUCUCCAUGAGGACUGCCCCUGCAGGUUGCUGUGGACAUCCUUUCACCAAAACACUGCUGCAUUAAUCUUCCUAAGCUCACAUCCCAAGGAGUCAUAUCAGUACUAGCAUUCACGCAUACUGCUAGGCACAGUCAGAAAGAGAAUAGGGAGGGGGAGGGCAGGGAAAAAAAUUAAAGAGGGAGGAAUGAGUCACCAGUCCAGACAAAUUGCCUCCAAGACACUAAAAUUAAGCUGAAGAGAGUGGUCCCAGAGGUACUAUGGAUCUGGCAGCUGUGAGCACCUGCCUUCCUGAUGCAUUGCAGGGACUUGAGAGUAAGUGUUACAGGGUGGCUGCCACUGCCACUGCUUGCAGGAGGGAGGAGGGCUCAGGGUGCAAUGAUUGGCACUGCAAAAUCCUGCAGUCCUAGGAGGGCACAGAGAAACUAUGGAGUUGGGCCAGGUUAUCAUUCCUGGAUGCAGCAACACUUCUGAGCUUCAAAGGCUGCUUCCUGCACUGAGGAGAUGCAUGGGUAGUGCCAGCUACAACCACCACAGUGAAGCCCCCGAGGUACCCUGCUGCCAGGGAAAUUUCUGCAAUUUCAAUUCAUGGUUGGAUCUAAAUAAGGCAGUUAACUCAGUGAUGUGACACAUUGCCUACUGAUAAAGUCCAGAGCAACCCUGGAGGGCAUCCUGUGGCAGUAAGUCCCACAAAUAUCUGCAUUGCACAUGGGCUGCUGGAUGGAUUGCUCAGGGCCCAUCCAAAGGUAAUGUAAAUUAUGUCAGCGUAAGUCCAGAUGCACAAAAAUUAAGUCUCUGGUAGGGGCAUAUACCUGUGGAAGGGCAAGGGACACAAAGCCCUUGAGAAUGGGAUCUAAUCUCCUUUAAAAAUUCUAAGCAUUGCUCAAACCAAUGUAUUCCCAGUGGUUUAUUACUUCCUCUCUAGUUUUCAAGCCUUGGCUUUUACCUUCUCAAUCUGCCUUGUCCCCACAAACAGCAAUACUGACCAUGUGCAUGAAACAAAAUUUAUGUAUCUUCCUACCUGUGGAGGUGCACAGGCUGAGCUCUCAUCCCAACAAAAUUUAAGCAGUUUGCACAACCCUGUUAGAGCUGAGAAUGGGGCAGGACUUGGAGCACUGGGGAAGCGAUCUGGAGAUCUGGAAUUUGUGAUCCUGUGACUGUGCUUACGCUAGCAAGUCCUGCAAGGGUUAGCAGGCCUUCGUAGAGCUCUGCUGUUGUUUGGCUCUGUUUCUUCUAAGACAGGAACUGAGGGGCUCCUGCAUGGUGCUACAGAUACCUGCUCUGCCAUGGCAAAGAAAACCUCUGGGUGCUACCCAUGCCAUUUUUUCCACAAUGAGGCAUCAUAUCUCUUGUGUGUCUCCAGAUAGCAUUGUGGUGAAGUUCCGGCCUAAGGCAGCCUGCCAGCUUUGAAGUCCUGUACUGCCUUCAUCAGCUCACCUAUGAUCAACACUGGCUGAACAUAAAGUUGCUCAAAUAGAUUUGGAAUGCCAGAUUAAACCCUGGCUAUGUUCUGCUCGCAGAGAUACUGCCUUCUUCUGUUAAGGCUGGAAUUGGCCCUAGGGGCCUCAAAUGCUUGCAACAGCAGUGCCAAAUGUCAAGAAGUGGGUGACUGCACAGCACAAACAGUCACUGAUGUUGGCUGCAGGGCUGGGAAGGGGGUGAGAAUGACAGGAAAGGCCUUUGUGCAGGGAAUGGAAUGGGAAAAUCCUCAUGUCCUUCCUGGGAGAACUGCUCAAACAAAGGAGAUUAAUUUCCUUCCUAGACCCAUUUCUUCUGGGUCUACAUGUUCCAGCAGAGAUGAAAUCUAGUAGGAGAGUUCAGGGCUGUUGAACUAGAGCAUUUUCCCAAUGAAAGUGCAAAAGACAAGAGAUUGUUCAUGGAGUCAGAUAAGGGAAGGAGUUGAAACAUACAGCCCCCUAUUUGGCCAUCUGCCCUCAUCUCCAUCCAUCUGGAGAUGCAUAUAGGGCAGAAUAGAAGGGACAAGAGUUUGUGUGCUUAACAUCUACCUCGAUUUCUGAGCAUCUUGCCAGCCAGAAGGUUUUGCCGUGUCCCUGCAGCUCUGAGCAACAUGAGUCCUGCUGGCACGACCCUCGGAACAGGGAGGCCGUCUCCUGGGUGCCUGCCUAGGGAAGCCGAGUCGAGUCACCCCCUCCUGCACACCACUCUCCCACCACAUAGCUGCUCUCUCUAUCCCUUUUCUUCCUCUCCCUCUCCCCUACACUGUCUUCAGCUUCUUUUACCGCACUCCUCAUUCCUUCAUCCUCCCCGUCUUCCACGCUCCUCUAUCCUUUUGCUCCUCUCCUUGCACCUCUCUCUCCUCCUUCUAUUCUCCAUCCCGGUGUCUCCUCCCGCUCCUCGUUCUCCUGCCCUGUCGUCCAUCCCCUCCUUCUCCUCCUUCUCCUGCCGGUGUUUCCGUGCGUGGCGCCCAUUGGCUGCCGGCACCCGUCCCCCCGGUGCCGCCGCUCCGCUCCCUCUGCCCGAGCCCCGCAGAUGGCGGGGGCAGCGAGGGGGACAGACCCUCCGGCGUGGGGCUGAGGGACCGCGCAGCCCUGGCCGGCCGCCCUCGGGCACGGCCGUGGGCCCCGCUCCCACGCCAGCCACGGAGUGGGCGAUGGGCAAGUGCGGGAAGAAGGACUCGCGUCUCCUGUAGAGCACGGUGGGCGCGUUGCCUCCGGGACCGCUCUGCUCUACCGCUCUUAAGAAAGGGGAAGGGGAAAAAGAUGACACGGAUUCUCCCGGUGAAGCAGAGGAAAAUGUACAUCCCGACGACAUCUUCUCACCCAGUGUCAGCAGCGACCUCAUGGUGAAUGGAGAACUUGUUUGCUCAAGGCUCUCUCACUAAGUGAGCUGAGCGCUGUUUCCAUGCCAAACCCUGACGUGAUGGGCAAUUGGGCACCUCAGAUUAGGAGGGCUGGGACGCUGCUUUGGUGUUGCAAACAGAUUGCUAACUGAUCCUGCGAGGACACUGCCCCCUGCCCUCUUCCCUGCCUCUGCUAUGAACACUUCUGCUUUCAGCCUCCCCACACCGGCAGUGUCGGAGGAGGGGAAUGCCUCUAGCAGCUGGGAAGGCUUCACCACCCCCAACAGCUCCACCACUGUCAGCCCUGGUGUAGUUGUCAGCGGUGUCCUCAUCCCUGUGGUCUACCUCAUUGUCUGUGUGGUGGGGCUGGCUGGAAAUUCUCUGGUCAUUUAUGUGGUCCUGCGGCACUCUGUGAGUGAGUCGGUGACCAACGUCUACAUCCUGAACCUGGCCCUAGCUGAUGAGCUCUUCAUGCUGGGCCUGCCAUUCCUGGCUGCGCAAAAUGCCCUCUCCUACUGGCCGUUUGGUUCUUUCAUGUGCCGCCUGGUGAUGGCCGUGGAUGCCAUCAACCAGUUCACCAGCAUCUUCUGCCUGACGGUGAUGAGUGUUGAUCGCUACUUGGCAGUGGUCCACCCAGGGAAGUCCUCCAAAUGGCGGACAGCACGAGUGGCCAAGGCUGUGAGUGCAACGGUGUGGGUGCUGUCUUCAAUAGUGGUGCUGCCCGUGGUUGUCUUCUCAGACGUCCCUUUAGGGAUGAGUACGUGCCACAUCCAGUGGCCAGAGCCAGCCUCGGUGUGGAGAGCUGGAUUCAUCAUCUACACUGCUACACUGGGCUUCUUUGGACCACUGCUGGUGAUUUGUCUCUGCUAUCUUCUGAUUGUUGUGAAGGUUCGUUCCUCUGGCAGGCGGGUCAGGGCUCUGUCCUCCAAGCACAAGCUUUCAGAGCGCAGAGUGACCCGCAUGGUGGUGACUGUUGUGGCUGUCUUCGUCCUUUGCUGGCUCCCCUUCUAUGUCCUCAACAUAAUCAAUGUUGUUUGCCCGCUGCCAGAGGAGCCGUCCCUCUUUGGUGUCUACUUCCUUGUGGUGGUGCUGCCGUAUGCCAAUAGCUGUGCCAAUCCUAUCAUCUAUGGCUUCCUCUCCUACCGCUUCAAGCAGGGCUUCCAGAGGGCCAUCUUCAGGCCAUCCCGCCGAGUCCAGAGCCAGGAGGUGCCAGCAGGCCCCCCAGAGAAGACCGAUGAUGAAGGGGAAGAGGGCGAGAUCAGCAAGAUCACCCAGAAUGGAAAUGGCAGGCAGGAGCGCCCUCUAAGCGGUGAAGAAGGAGAGAACAAUGAGCAAAAACCACUCCCUGAGCAGCCUGUGGGAUGUGAAAAGAGCAACAAGUUGCAUGUCAGUUAUUUGUGAUGAAAGGGAUGGUGUAGGGGAAAGAGACAUUGGAAUAUGAGGUCCCCUUCACCUUAUCUGCUUUUCAACCUCAAAGGCAAUGGGAGACAAAGGCAUAUUAAAGUCCAAGAGUCUGUUUAAAGAUGAAGAGGGCUCCAUGAACUUGUAGAAAAAGCAAGACAUUUUUCUUGGCUUUGGAAAAGACACCUGAGGUUUAUGUGGUACUGGGUAAAGAAUGGACUGCAUCCAGGGGGAGCUGAAGAGGUGCUGGGCACUGACAAUACAGAGAGAGCAAGAUCAGCCCUAGAUUGCAUGAUCUGUCCUUAAAUGACUCAGCUGUGGAGGGCAUCAGCUGCCAUCUGAUUGUAGCAUGUCAAGGAAGUUCCCAAAUGGCAUAUACUACACGUAGGCAUCCCAUUGCCUUGAUUAUCCUCCUUACAAACACAAGAAGUGGUUUACCCUGAAAGACAAACAGGGAGGAAAAAUGUCUGCAGCAAAGACAUACCAGCCAGUUGCAUGCAUGGCUGACCCCUCUCUAGCUCUUAAAAAUGCCGUGGGGACAGAUUUCCUGCCCAUGCUGGUCAUGGCUGGAGACUACUAAUUGCUCAAAACCUCCUCUUUCUUUUUAAGGCUCUCAUGGACUCUGGGCAGGCUGAUGGGACUUACCUGGGAGAAAAAAAUGGAACAUUUCUUUCCUGCAUCUCACAUUCUUCAGGGUUUUCCUGGUGCCUCUGCACCCCGGUGGGAGGUGUAACAAAGGCAAAGAAAAAGACAAUGCGACAUGAAUCAGAGGCAGUGUUUCUUACAAGCUGAAAUGCCCUUUCCCUUUUCCUCUCCCUAAGCCUUACUGUAAAUAAAAAAAAAAAAGCCUUUGGACAUAAAAGGCCAACAGGACAGAAACGUUCUGUGUGUUUAGGGGAGGGGGUGCUACAGAUUUGGCUCUCCUGAGAAUAUACAUUGUCUUUGGGUUGAGUUGAUCUCUGUAUGGAGUACUGUUUGGCUGAUACAAGAGAUUAAGGCAUCUAUUCAGUACAGGAUGGGGGCAGGAAGCAGAGGGAGGUCAGGGGAUCUCCAGUGUGUAAGAGCUAUGGUUGCAGAGAGUCUGGGCAAUACUAGGAACUGAUUCAUCUUGUGGGAAAUGGUAUUUAGAUUAGGAUGGUGAAGAAAUUAUGUUCAUGUGUUUGCAUGUGCACAAAGAUUGUCGUAUGCAAAAGUUUAUUCCCUGGACUGUACAUGUCUGAGAAUGGCUGCAGAGGAUGGGAGACAGAGGAGUCAGACUGGUGGGAGAUGUGUGUGGGUUGGGCACUUAUGCUAAUCUGUGUGGUGUAGGUAAAUGUGUACAGGCAUACAUAAGGGGGUAUGCAUGUGUAUAAGUGUAUACAAACACAGAUGGGGGAAUGUGUUAA
This is a messenger RNA of Pseudopipra pipra, 5838 nucleotides long. RefSeq names its product somatostatin receptor 3 (gene SSTR3). Lineage: Eukaryota; Metazoa; Chordata; Aves; Passeriformes; Pipridae. Gene Ontology annotation, biological process: neuropeptide signaling pathway. Gene Ontology annotation, cellular component: neuron projection; plasma membrane. The coding region runs from base 3248 to 4453 and encodes 401 amino acids. Gene Ontology annotation, molecular function: neuropeptide binding; somatostatin receptor activity. The record is from RefSeq and is a predicted model, not a curated record. The transcript has 3 exons.